AUGGAAGCCGAAAGAGACUUACCUGUUCGUCAGGAUACUCAGCCGCAAUCCCAGCGUGGUCAAGACCAAAGAAAGCAAGCAGAGAAACCAGGGAAGGAAAGUGGGAGGAAAAAGAAAAUGAAGGAAAACGGCGACCAAAAUAAAGGGAAAGAGAAGCUAAUCACAAGUGGGCCUACUAAAGACAAGGGGCUUUUGGGCCCGAGACCAGGCUUGCCGGACGCGCAUGGUGGCAGGUCCAAGUCCACAGCCAAGGACUCUGUCUCCUCGGCCUCUACCUCUUCCAUGGGUCGGUCUUUAACCAAAGAAGACGUUGCAGCCCAAAAAAACCCACCGAGCGAGAGCUCUUCGGACUUUUCAACCCAAGUCGUCAAAGGGGCCCAUGGGACUACGAUGCGGAUCAUUCAAGUCUCUGAAUACCCAUCUACCGUCCGGCCAGUCGAUCCUUCGGCACCCUCGACGGUGACGCGCACCAGGCACAUGGGGAACAAGGAUUUGGAGAAGCAAGAGGGAAAGCAGGCGAAAUCCAAGAAAGGCACUCCGAUGCGGAACAGCCCCUCCAAAGCUCUACAAAUUUGGACCCCAAAGAAGGAUAAGAAGACCAAAGCUAGGGAAAGAAGAGUCUCCGUUACUCUGCAGCAAAUUGAAGCAUGGACAGCCUCAAAAGAUAAUGAGAAGGAGGCGGAAUCACUAAGGGGGAAGGAGGGGGCCAGUCGAUCAGAGGAAGGCGCUACUAGCCCGCCGGGCGAUUUUGUCGCCAGUUCUUAA
Molecule: messenger RNA, 765 nt
Organism: Linum trigynum
Lineage: Eukaryota; Viridiplantae; Streptophyta; Magnoliopsida; Malpighiales; Linaceae
Source: the annotation of a GenBank genome assembly